GUUUCACAUACUUGCCAGGGGUACAGAUGACACCGGCAAGGCCGGCAGCCGUAGUCUUGGCCCUGGUCGCGGGCCGCGUCGCCAGCUUUGUCCACCCGCCAGUUUUUUCUUCGCCACGCGCGAUCGCCAGCUCAACACAUACACGAGCGGUGGAGCCGCAUGCACCAAAGGCCGCAACACUGCGUGCUGCUGCAAUGACAACAACGACCACCGCAAGCUGUCGAUGCAACACGGCAAGGAUGCUAAUGCGGAUGCGGGGUGCAACCCAGCAGUCCAGGUUGCUGCCCCAUCACCACCGGCCAGCGGCCUUCGGCAGGCAGACGGCUGCUGCACCCACAAACGCGGCGCAAUUGGUCACAGUUCGCACCCUGUCCACAACGCCGCGGACCAUGCCCAACACAGUGCUAGCGGCUGGGCAGCAGCAACAGCCGGCGGGAGGACGUCCCGCGGGGGGGUACCCACCGCCAGAGCACCUCCAUGGCAUCUUCGCCGUCUACAAGCCGAAGGGCUUUUCCUCGGCCGACGUAGUCCAGAAGAUCAAGAACAUCUUGACUAGAGGAGUACGAGAGGAAAUCCAGGCGCGAUCUAGCCUUGGAAAGGGGUGUCGUGGUUUCAGAGGAGGGGGAAGCAGGAGAAAAGAAGGCGGAGGCGUCGGCCGCAGCCGGGAAACCCAGCAGAAGGGUCGUCAAAGGAGGGGGAGGGAGAGGGCUCCGAGUCCGCGAAGAAGAAGAGCAGGAAGAGGCCUUCGCCGGCGGCAACCGGGGCCCAAGGUUAAGGUUGGGCACGGCGGUACCCUGGACCCCAUGGCCACGGGGGUGCUGGUGAUAGGCGUGGGAAAAGGAUGCCGCGAGCUGAGCUACUUUCUUCAGAGCCAUGUGGUUGCCGAAAAUGCUUACUUCCAUUAG
Messenger RNA from Ectocarpus siliculosus, 905 nucleotides. The record is from the annotation of a GenBank genome assembly. NCBI's taxonomy places the organism in Eukaryota, Phaeophyceae, Ectocarpales, Ectocarpaceae.